AUGGUGCUGCCCAUUGGGCCACAUGAUCUUGGCACGCUGCCUGCUAUCCCUUCCACGGGCUCCUUGCCCCUGAAGGGAGACCGACAGCAUGCGUUUUGGGAACGCCAGGUGCAUGCCACCGCCAUGCUGCUUGUGGCGAAAGGCCACCUCAAAGUGGACGAGGUGAGGCGUGGUAUUGAAUACCUCGAGUCUGAGACCUACGCCAAAGCAUCCUACUAUGAGAAGUGGGCAUCCUCAAUUUGCAGUGCUUUGCUGGAGCACCAGCUGCUGAGCAACGCAGAGCUUGGUGUUGAGCUGGGUGCUGAUGACUCCGAAGCCAAGCCACGGUUCGCUGUGGGUGACGUGGUGCGUGUGCGGGAGAGCGGCCACGCCUGUCGCUGGCGGCGACCGCAUUUGAGGACUCCUGGCUUUGUGCACGGGGUUUGUGGCACGGUGGAACGGUCUUUGGGGUCCUUUGCGAACCCGGAGCAACUGGCCUUCGGUGGCCAGGCCUGGACGAAGUGUCCGUUGUACUUGGUGAGAUUCGACGCCAAGAGCAUCCAGGACUUUGAUGCAGGAGAGGUUGGAGAAGACCAGGUCACAGUGGAGAUCUACCAGAGCUGGUUGGAAAACGCCGAUCUCCAAGAGCUAGAACAGCAGAGGAAGAAGCGAAGGGAAACUGCCAAGGCGAGUGAUGGGCACCCAGACUGCAAACGGGCCAAAACCGAUCAGAGCGAUCAUGGCCAUAACCACGACCAUGUUCAUGAGGAACGUUCAGUCGUGGAGCAACGUGCCGUUGACGAGGAGUUGCCUUGCCCAGCUAUUGCGCGAGCACUUGUUGCAGCUGUCCAGAAGAAAGGCAUCGUGGGUGCUGAUGAACUCCGUCAGAGCAUCGAGAGGCUUGAUGAAGGUGAUCGGAACCGCGGAGCAGCUGGGCGCAAAGUGGUGGCCAGAGCUUGGGUAGACCAGCAGUUCAAGGUCCGAUUGAUGGCCGACGCCAACAGCGCCUGUGCCGAGUUGGGCCUCAACGCGGUCAACCCCACGGCGCCGACGCAGCUGGUGGUCUUUGAGCAGACGCCCAAGGUGCACCACCUCAUCGUGUGUACGCUCUGCAGCUGCUAUCCCUUGCCUUUGCUGGGCCUCUCUCCAGACUGGUACAAGUCCCGGGAGUAUCGCUCCCGAGCAGUGCGCGAGCCACGGAAAGCGCUGAAAGAGUUUGGGACUGAGCUGCCGCAGGAGGUGCAGGUGGUGGUUCACGACUCGACGGCGGACUGCCGCUACAUGAUCUUGCCCCAAAGGCCCAGAGGCACGGAGGACUGGUCGGAAGAGAAGCUUCAAGAGAUCAUCACGCGUGCUUCGAUGAUUGGUGUCACGGUGCUGCCUGAAGCAGUUUGA
This is a messenger RNA of Durusdinium trenchii, 1374 nucleotides long. The record is from the annotation of a GenBank genome assembly. NCBI's taxonomy places the organism in Eukaryota, Dinophyceae, Suessiales, Symbiodiniaceae.